AUGAUGCUCGUUGCGUCUGCGUGGCACUGGUCAUUUUUCCCCACCCCAACAGCUCGCACCACAUCAGAGGCUCAGCAGGCAGAGCAGCAGGAGCAGCAGGAUGAGGAGGAGGAGCAGAACGAGUUGCAGCGGUGGGCGGCGGCAGUGGGGUGGGGCGAGAUGAUGGGCGCGUACUCUGUACUGCACACAGACGACAACACCGACCUGCACCUCUUCUCCCUGCACGUCACACGCGGCCUCGCCAUCCUGGGACUGCUGCUGUGCGCGUAUCUGGGCCCGUCCUUCCCUGCCUUUGCGCCCUCGCCCUGGCACGGGUUCUCACUAGCAGACCUGCCGCUGCCGCUGCUGCUCUACACCGUUGGACUCUCCCUCGCCCUCGCUUACACCCAAGUACCCAGCGUGCUGGCAGCGAGCAACAAGGUGUACAUCCGAUUCUGCAAGAUCUUUUACCUGGGAUACUUCCUGCAAGGGGGCUUCCUGCACCCCAUCGGUGACACCACCUUUGGCGUCUCCCUUGAGAACACCCGCUUCUCUGGCAUGCUGCAGCAAGUGGCAGCAGCGUUGUUGGUGGUGGGGGUGUCGGAGGUAGCAGUGAUGAAGCUGUAUCGAGGGGCGCGCCGACCACCAGGCGUGCACCACCACGCACUAGGCUUCCUUAUUAACUGGUGUGUAGCGCUGCUGCUGGUGCUGUUAUACGCGUCCCUCUCCUACCUCCUCCUCGUGCCCUCCUACACUCUCUCCUCCACCACGAGUCUCCAAACCAACACCACUGUCAUCGCCACCAGUACCUCCGCGUCGCAUCUCACGUCGCUGCAUCAGGAGGGUGUGUGGGAGGGCGCAGGGGGCCAGUGGAGAGCGCUGCAGGGCGGCAUGGAGGAUGGUGCUGGUGGUGGUAGCACGGGAGUGCACGUGCACUGCGGGGUGAGGGGCAGUUUCUCCCCGGCUUGCAAUGCAGCGGGGUACAUUGACCGUGUGCUCAUGGGCCCCUCCCACAUGCUCUCCACCGCGCCCUUCCACUCGCUCCCUGAGUGCCAACGCACGUCACCUCCCCCCCCUGCUUGGUGCCAAGCACCCUUCGACCCCCAAGGGAUACUCAGCACGGUGGGGGCGUGUCUGGUGGCGUUUGCAGGGUUGCACCACGGCCACCUGCUCACCUACUUCAAUACUCACUCCUGGCGUAUCAUCCGCUCGCUGCUCUUUGCAACCGGUCUUCUCGCCACAGGAGUGCUGCUCUACAUGCCAAUGCCGCUACCCGCCUCCUCCCUGCCCUCCUUCCUGCCACAUUCUUUUCUCUCAGGCAUGCCAUUCAAUCCGCAGCUCUUCACCAUCAGCUUUGCAGCCGUCGCUGCUGCAGUUUCCUGCUUCCUCUUCUCCUUCCUCUUCAUCCUUACUGACGUGUACACGUCUGCACGCCCGUUCCUCACGCCCAUAGCGUGGCUAGGGCGCAACCCUCUCUUUGUGCUCGUGCUGGGUGUGUGCCGUCUGCUGGAUCUGCUGCUCUCAGGCUUCUAUGUCAACAACGACCCUGCUAGUAACCUGCUCUCUCUGCCGUAUGCAUUUCUGGUUGGUGUAUUGGGCAAUGGGACUCUCGCCACGGCUGCAGCUGCCGUGCUAGGCUGCAUCUUCUGGUGCCUAACUGCAGGGCUCACAGUGCGAUACAAGCACAUCUGGACCUUCUGA
Closterium sp. Yama58-4 is the source of this 1680-nucleotide messenger RNA. The record is from the annotation of a GenBank genome assembly. NCBI's taxonomy places the organism in Eukaryota, Viridiplantae, Streptophyta, Zygnematophyceae, Desmidiales, Closteriaceae.